Molecule: messenger RNA, 3384 nt
Organism: Formica exsecta
Lineage: Eukaryota; Metazoa; Arthropoda; Insecta; Hymenoptera; Formicidae
Product: protein fem-1 homolog B-like
Exons: 11
Cellular component (GO): cytoplasm; nucleus
Molecular function (GO): protein binding
Source: RefSeq, a predicted model, not a curated record
AGUUUGUCACAUAUGCGUUGAUAUACGUAUAUAUUCACCGAACCUAGAGGCUAGGAUGGAUUCGUUAUUUCGGACGCGAGCGACGACGGAAUCGCGAAAGAUGAAUGAAUCAUUGGCUGAAUCCGAUGCUGUUCCCCGAGUGACACGCGUGAUCUCGUGUUAGGAUACCGUGACUCUCAGAUCCAACGUCCGAGAGGUUGAAAGGAACGAUAGGUGUGCGCGUCGCAAAAACUUUGCUUUGUGCGGUUAUUUUUACAACGGAAUCGCUAUAUUUUUGCGUGCGACGCGCUCUUAAAAUAGAGCACGACGUCGGCGGCGGCGGCGUGCGUUGUAUUUUUCGCACGCUUAACAAAGAGCGAGGAGCAUGACUUUUGAGGUUACCACGAUUCACGGUGGUCUCAGCUGAUUCGCGAAUAUUUACUACCCUGUCGAGAUCACGAGCCCUUCACCGAGGAUGGACACCGCGUUCGAGAUAAUAGACGAGCCCCAGCAGGCGCUCAUCCAGCGGAUUUAUUAUUCCGCGAGAGACGGGAUGGCAAUCGCUCUUUAUACUCUGCUGAGUAAUAAAUCUGAGACCGACGUCAAUCACCUGAUUAACCAGAAAGUCCUAGAAGACGAAGGACAAAGGUGUACUCCUUUAAUAAUAGCUGCACGUUACGGGCAUAAUAAGGUAGUUAGAAUGUUACUUGAAAAGUUCAAACCUGAUUUAGAACAGGAAGGUACAGUAAAAUUUAAUGGAUAUGUUAUCGAGGGAGCCAGCGCACUUUGGGCUGCUGCAGGUGCGGGACAUUUAAGUGUUCUUAAAACUCUCGUAAAAGCAGGCGCAAACGUUAACCAUCCAACGAAAACUAAUUCUACUCCACUUCGGGCGGCAUGUUUUAAUGGACGUUUGGAUAUCGUUAAAUAUUUGAUUGACCAUCAAGCGGACAUAAAUAUUCCCAAUACGUUUAACAACACUUGUCUCAUGAUAGCAUCGUACAAAGGACAUCUUGAUAUCGUUAAUUUUCUAUUAGACAAAGGAGCAGAUCCUAACAAGAAAGCAUUUUGUGGAGCGACGGCGUUGCAUUUUGCCGCCGAAUGCGGGCAUAGCAACAUAGUUUGUGAAUUAUUAAAGUAUGGAACGAAAAUGACAAAGAAUGUGAGUGGCAUGACACCUUUAAUAACGGCAGCCGAGCGAACACGCGCGGAAGUUGUCGAAUAUUUAGUACAAAGAAAAGAAGUGACGAAGAUGGAAAUAAUAGACGCUUAUGAGCUACUCGGAGCGUCUUACGCUAAUGAUAAAGAUAAUUAUUGCCUAACUAAGGCGUACAAGUACCUGUAUAAGGCAAUGGAGUUAAGGUAUAGUGAUAUUAAUAAUAUUGUAUAUAAGCAACUAGGUUCAACCGUGAAAGCAUAUGAGAAUUGGAGGGAAUGCGAAACACUCGAGAAAUUAGAAAGCAUCAAAGACAAUCCCAAUGCCAUACAUAUGGAAUCGCUUGUUAUCCGGGAAAGAAUUUUGGGUGUCCAUAAUCCGGAACUGCCACAUCCUAUAGUAUUCAGAGGCGCUAUAUUUGCGGACAAUGCCAGAUUUGACAGAUGCAUAGAUUUGUGGUUGCAUGCUUUGAAACUGAGACAGCUCAAUGAUAUAUCCAUUGUGACAGAUCUUCUUCGAUUUGCACAAGUUUUCUCACAAAUGAUACAUGUAGGUGUCGAUCUAGAUUUCUCUCAGGUGAUAAAUGUAUUGGAGGCAAGCAUAACAGAAUUGAAUAGAAACAAACACAGAAUAAUAUAUUAACAAAGAUAUUCAGAUUUACAAUGUGUUGAAGAAAUGGAAUCAAAUAUUACAACGACUCUAUAUAUUCUAACGAUUUUGACGAAACUUAUGACGCUUAAUGGAAACAGAUGUGACGAGUCGGAUUUGAGACAGGCAUACCACUUGGUGCAUAAAUUAUGUGCGUUACAGGUGUGCCUGAAAGACGGGCAGACCCUGUUACAUCUUGCUGUGAAUGCCGAAACUCCCGUCGACGAUUUUCAUACGAAUGAUGUCUGCAAAUUUCCAUGCGCGGCUACGGCGAGAUUAUUGAUUCGUUGCGGUGCUGAUGUAAACGCUAUGGAUAAUGAAAGAAACACACCGCUCCAUAUUAUCGUUGGUUAUAAUAAAGCAAUAAGCGAUUUUGCGACUUUACAUUCAAUUAUAAUAGAUCUUAUAGAAGCCGGAGCGCAUAUGGAUACUGUAAAUAAUGGGGGACGGACACCAUAUGAUGUAGUUACCACGGGUGUAGCUAAAAUAAUAUUACGAACUCAGACCAAAUUAUCCUUAACAUGUAUGGCUGCCAAGGCAAUCAAAGCUUACAAUCUGCCCUAUUAUGGUAACGUUCCACGUUCGCUCGAAAGUUUUAUAGAACUGCACGGACCCGGGCUGAAUCAGAGCUGACGAGUCUCCGAUAUCGUCACAAGAAGAAUCAAAGUUUUCUUGUAUAAAAAGUAUGCAAUACUUUAUAAUACUCUUGUACAAAGUACAAUCGAUUUCCUCUAUUCUAUGAUUUUCCCUCAACUUUUAUUCUCGUUCUAUAACAGAUGCGCAAAAUGAAAAUAUUGCGUUCUCUAUGUUUUUCACUUGCUUCUUACUUGCUAACGUGAUUUCGGCAAGUAUAGGUUGUAAGAGAGCAAUGCAAAAGGAAAAUCCUAAUUUAGAGAAAAAUAACCGGCCUAAUAUAAAGAAAAAUCUAGGAUGAUGGAUCGCAGAAUAGAGAAAAUGGACUCUACAUAUCUAAUACUAAAUAUAUAUCCAAAGUUUUGAAAUUCUAUAUAUCGUAUAUAUAUACUGUAAUAUGAAACGUCAUACGUAAAAUCGAAAUUCCACAGAUGUCUUGCAAAAGAUAUUUUCUCUUUCUAAUGUGGAAUUUAUAUAUAUACAUCAUUUAUAAAAAAUUAAAUAAGAAUUAUUAUACAAUUCAUGAAAGCUGUCCUUUUACAAUAUACUAUAUGUUUAAAAUUGUCUUUUUAUAUUAAAUAUGUAUAUUAUAGACGUGGUAAAUAGCUACAUAAUUGUAACGAAAUAUUCAAAUAGUGGGCAUUGUGCAUUAAAAUUUUGCUCUCUCGUUUUCACUAAUUUUAACUGUAAUUACUGUGAUAAAUAUAAAAUCAAACUGAAUAAACAUACACAUUUGAAACUAUGGUCAAUUUAUGUGUGUUUGCGAAUUUUUUUCGUGCGCUAAAUUCAAGUUUAAAUAUUAUCGCUUAUUUAGAAAAGAUGCACAAGACAAUCUGAGAUAGGUAUAAAAUGUACAUUCGUGUGUGGUUGCCGUAUUAUAAAUUUAUUUAAUAUUUACACACGCAUUCUCUGUAUACAACUGUGGAACACUAGGAAAAUAAUGGUAAAAUAUAUAAGAAUAUACAUACGCA